This is a messenger RNA of Dovyalis caffra, 564 nucleotides long. Lineage: Eukaryota; Viridiplantae; Streptophyta; Magnoliopsida; Malpighiales; Salicaceae. The record is from the annotation of a GenBank genome assembly.
AUGUCUGCUUUGUAUUUUGAUGAUAAUGCUUUUGACCUUAUAGUCGAUGAAAAAGGUGAGAUUGAUGUAACAAAAUCGGCCUCAAAAGCUGAAGCUAAUUUGGCCAAGAAAAAGAAGAAGCAACAACAGAAGCUAGAGAAACAACUUGCUAAUGAUUGCAAUAAAGUUUCAGGUCGUGAUCUUGCAACUAAGAAAAAUUAUAUUGUGGUCUAUAGUAAUGAAAUUGAUGAAAAAGAGGAGCAAAAGACGGUCGAUUAUUUUGAUGGUAAUGAAGAGAUUGAUUGGAAGAUUGUAGCCCAAGAGAGAUUUGGACUCGAAAAAGAAAAAGAAAAAGAAAACGGAAAGAAUGAUGAUUUUGAGAGAGACCUCAACGAGAAGAAGGUGAAGAAGCAGAAGCAUAAGAAGGGAAUUAGUAAAAAUAAAGAGGAGAGAAAUAGCGUGGAGGAAGAAGAAGGGUCACCAGGGGUAGUAAGAGGCUUAUUCAUGGUCUUGCAUAAGGCUGUGACUGCAUUAGCUUUCAUGGCUUUACGUGUGGUCAUGUAUAGUACCUGGAAGAAGCUCUGA